Molecule: messenger RNA, 2059 nt
Organism: Populus trichocarpa (black cottonwood)
Lineage: Eukaryota; Viridiplantae; Streptophyta; Magnoliopsida; Malpighiales; Salicaceae
Exons: 7
Coding region: 79-1641 (520 amino acids)
Source: RefSeq, a predicted model, not a curated record
CCGCGCUCUCCCUCUCCCUCUCUCUCUCUCUCACACACACACACCCACCCACCCACCCACCUUCUGAAAAAUCAAAAGAUGGGGAAGCAAAACAAAUCCAAGUCGAAAAAAAGCGAUUCUCUUGUUGGAAAGGGGAAAGUAACUCCGCUCCAAAUCGCAUUCAUCGUCGAUCGAUAUCUCUCCGACAACAAUUUAUCCCAAACUCGCUCCAUUUUCAGGACGGAAGCCUCUUCUCUCAUCUCAAAAUCUCCUGUUCGUGAGGCACCGAAGACUUUGUUGAGUUUGGGGGCGAUUUUGAAUGAUUAUAUAUCUUUGAAGGAGCAAAAGGUGAUUUUAGAUCAAGAAAGGGUGCGUUUGGAGCAAGAGAAAUUCAGGGUACAGAAUCUUUUGCACGGUAUGCAACAAGUGAUGAAUGCUUAUAAUGCUAGUGGAAACGUAGCACCAGCAGCAGCAGCAGCUACACCUAUGAUUCAGGCUUCUGUUACAAGAUCUACGGUUAUGGGUCCUCGAGCAGAUCCAUUUCGUGGAUCCCCUUCAGCUGCAGGUUGUCCAGUGUACAAAUCACCAAAUUGCUUUCCAGUCUCCACACCCUCGAACACUACCACGGAGCAUAUCAAUCUGUCUUCAAUUACCAAUCAGCCAUCAACAAGAAAGCGAAUGGGUUCAAGUGCUGUUUCAGACUCUGCUCCAGAUGCUAAAAAGUCUCGCAACAAGUUAGCCUCAAGGAAAAUACCAAGUAAAUGUACACUCAAACAAUCUGAUAAUGAUUCCACUACUCAAGAAAAUUUUCAGCCCUCUCCAAUGAUUGGAUCAUCAACACAAAAUUGCACACCCACUGGUCCAAUAGUUCUAGCAUCCAAUGUGGCUAAGAGUUUGUUCCAUCAGCCUUUACCGUCCCCUCCAACUAGUUCAUCUAAUCCCAAUACACCACCACAAUCAUUUUCUCCUCACAAUGACAACUCUGCAUCUCCAAAGGAUAUUUCUGCCAAUGCUCACUGCAGUAGCAACAAUACUCCUCAACAGGUCACUCCUACCAACUGUACAGUGAUCACAUCAGAGAGAGUUACAGUGAGCCCAUUCAAAAACAUGACGUAUUACACCAUGGAGAGAAAUCAGUGCAUCUCUUCUUCCUCACCAGUCAAGACAACCUUGAAGAGGAUGUGCAAGAGGGAUUGUGUGAAAGGAAGGCUAGACUUCGAUGGUUCUGACGCAACAGUGAAUUUGGAUAAACCAGUUGACAAUGAGUUCUCUACAUCCGAGUCUGAUAAGGAUGGAGACUUUUUUGACUUAGACUUGCCUAACUUAGAUGUAUUCGGGGCUAAUUUCUCCUUCUCUGAACUGUUGGUGGAUCUAGACCUUGAUUGUGAAGGAAUUGCUUGUCCAUGCCAGCCAGCCUUGGGAGCUUCUACAGACACCAUUUCAGGGUCAUCACAUGAAUCUAGGGAUGGUAAUCUGGGGACUGAUCAAGUCAUGUCGGAGUUUUCCUCUACCAUGACUGAGGUGUUUUCAGGAAACGAUAUACACAUGCAAGGUCCUGAUAUAACAGCUGUGAAGUCUAUAACAAAAUGCAUAAGAAUUUUAAGCCCUGCUAAAAGUCAGAGGAGUUCUUUGAAUCAGGAGAAUUGUUUGGCUAGUAACUGAUUGACUUGAAGAUUCAAAUGACACUUUAGACUGACCUGUUACCAGUACAGCACUUACUGCAGAAGAUUCAUAAUCCUCUUCACUAGUAAUCUAGGUUUAUAAUCUCGGGAUCCUUUAUGGCUUUUGUCUAUCAGUUGACCAAACCCCAAUUUUUUAGCUCAUAUGUAAGUUUGUGUUUGAUGUACUAUUCUUAAUAUACCCACAAAAGUGUUGAUUGCUCUGCCAAGACUCAUUGCCAUAAGCAUUCUAUGCUACACAAUUUAGUUCUGUAUCACAUGCUGAAUUCUUUUUGAUAAAAGAAGUGCUGAAUUCUUCUGACAUUUAGUUUACGUUUUUGAUGGAGAUCACUCUCAUCAAUUUUAUGUAAGGUUGAAAUUCUGUAAGAGUUCUUCAUUCAAAUGUCAUAAGUAUUUAAGCA